CUCCUGCAUAGCCCGAUUCACUUUUCGGAGCAAUAUUUUUCCACCUUCCGGUGGAAACUUUCAGAGUGUACGUGAAAGCGCAACAAUGGCGUUUUGGUGUAGAGUGAACAACUCCAAAAUCAAAACCCUAUCAAUUCACCUGAAAAGGUCUUAUUUUCAAUGCCAAGGUUCCAAUUCGUUCAUUGCCAAUGCUUCUUCACACACUUCAGUUCGGAUUCUCAGUAACCCUAGCUUAACUAUCCAGAAAAGUCCAUUCGAAUUUGCACAAAGUGUCAGGUUUUUCGCAGCACCUGUACAGGUGAAAACGAGGAAGGAAGAGAAGGAUUCGAGUGGGCCCAGAUUGAAUCACGAAAUCAAAGCAGAUUUUGUUAGGCUUGUCGGUGAUGAAGGUCAUCGCGUAGUGUCAAUACGUGAAGCGUGGGAACUUGCAAGAAGUCUCAAUCUUGAUUUGGUGGAGGUGUCACGAAAUGCCAAACCACCAGUCUGCAAAAUUAUGGACUACCACAAAGAGAAGUAUCAACAACAAUUAAAGGACAAUGCUAAAAAAAGCAAGUCUGAGUUAACUUUGAAGAAGGGAGAUUGUAAAGAAGUCCGAUUUGUUGGGAAAAUCGAAAAAAAAGACUUGAAAAUUAAAGCAGAUACAGUUAAACGAAUGAUGGAGCGUGGCUAUCGGGUGAAGUGUACAGCCAUGUCCAUGGGCAAUGAAGGAGAGGAUUUGGGAGCAGUGUUAUCACGUUUCUCUCCUCUGAUUGAAGAUGUUGCCUAUAUUGAAAGUGGACCAAGAGUGGAGAAAAAGCAGGCGUAUAUUGUUGUCAGGCAUGUUAAGUUCGGUCCAUCAAAGAAGGGUUCAGGAAAGAAAGUGUCAAAAGAAUGCAAAACUGCCAGUUUUGAAGAGGAUGCAGCAUCUCAAAGUUCUUUACAAUUGGAUGAAAACUGUGAUGGUACUGAAUCUAGUGUUGAAAGUGAUGAUGAUAGCUGUCAAGAAGAAAUGACUGAUGAAGAUGUGGAUGACAAGAGAUCAGACUGGAGAGUAUCUGGUGCAAAAGGCGAUUCCAGGAAGGUUUUUGAUUUUGUGGAGGGCGAAAAUGUAGGUGCUAGAACUCCAAGUUUUACAAAUGUUUCUUCAGAUUUUGCACGUGAUUCUUCUCGAACUGGAGCAGCUGGGCCUUCAUUUGGAGGGCAAAGUAGUUUCAGAAGAGAAUCAGGGAACACAGUGCAGGCUCCAUCAGGGGAAGAAAAUAGGUAUCGAAGAGACCCUAGAAACUCAUCCAUACCUACCAAAUCAGCUCCUAGUAGCACCCCAAGUUCAAGGAGCACAAUGACAGCGGACAGCCUAUCUGAUAUAGGAAGGCAACUGCCACUGGAUAGGAGUAGCUUGUCACAUACUAGAGACAGUGAAUCUCAGUUGCUGAGGAAGUCUCCUCUUAAUGGGUCUCCGGAGCAACAUCCUUCUCAUUCUGGUGUUCGAAGUUCUCCAUCCUCUGGUUUUGGUAUUUUUAGCUCUGCACCAGCAGACAGGACUCCUAGCAAGGAGAGCAAUGUUGCUACAGAAAAUAGGUACAAGAAAAGUGAGCAGUCUAAUUCUGGAAGGAACUCUAGUGCUUCAGAUCCUAGAGGUUUACAUAUGGCUAAUCCCCAAGCUAGAAGACCUGAUCUUGGUAAGAGGGAUGGUCCAGGGAAAUACCCGAUCUUUAGUGAGAGUUCGAAGAUGAUCCCAAACCAGAACUCGGAAACUCAACACUAAGUUGCAGAAAUUAUAUGUACGUCUUAGGCUGAUUUGAGCUUUUACCAUGUCAGCCGCACCUCAGAAUACCAGAAAUGUCUGGUAAACCUUUCAUUCUUUUGACUAUUCGGGAUUUCUUCGAGAUAUA
Molecule: messenger RNA, 1871 nt
Organism: Nicotiana tabacum (common tobacco)
Lineage: Eukaryota; Viridiplantae; Streptophyta; Magnoliopsida; Solanales; Solanaceae
Biological process (GO): translational initiation; ribosome disassembly
Molecular function (GO): ribosome binding; translation initiation factor activity
Source: RefSeq, a predicted model, not a curated record